AUGCCUAAGCAAAUUGCUGAAAUCAAGGAGUUCCUUGUAAAGGCUCGCAGAAAGGAUGCUCGCUCUGUCAAGAUCAAGAAGAACAAGAACAACACCAAGUUCAAAGUUCGUUGCAGCAAGUACCUGUACACCUUAGUCGUCGCUGACAAGGAGAAGGCUGACAAGCUUAAGCAAUCUCUUCCUCCUGGAAUCCAAGUCAAGGAGCUCAAGUCCUAUCUUUUUUUUCUUAUGCACAUUGAAAUAUCUAACACUCCCAUUUUCAUGAAUUAG
This is a messenger RNA of Auanema sp. JU1783, 270 nucleotides long. NCBI's taxonomy places the organism in Eukaryota, Metazoa, Nematoda, Chromadorea, Rhabditida, Rhabditidae. The record is from the annotation of a GenBank genome assembly.